UUCACGCGACCCUUCUCAAUAAAUCGCAAAUGUUCUGUUGAACUCUGAGGGGGGAACACACAGUUAAAUAAAGUUAUGGCUCAUUCAUCCUCAAAGGAACGGGUCCUGCUAUGUCGAUGUAUAUGUCAAGGAAACUUGAAGUAGAAGCAGCCUAUUAAGUGCACUAUCAAAAGGACAGUGUGCACCUAAAAUGUAGGAAUCUCCCAUCUAGCUCUUCGAGCGCAAAACACCAUCGAUAUUACUUACUAUUUGAGAUCAAGAGGAAAAUACUUCAAAAUCUGAUGGAAGAUUAAGGUGCAAGGCUAACCUUGACACAGCUGUAGAUGUAUCUCCCUAUCCAGACACAGCAGAGGAUGACGCUACAGAUCUUUUGAAUUCUCUCUGCUGCUGCUGCUUUCACCAUGCUACCUAAAGAACACAACAGCGAGCCCAAGGCUGCCAAGCUCAGCCUGUUCAACAGAAAUAACGCCCUGAAUGCCUGUAUGAAGAAAGAGGAGAAUAAAGAGGAGAUUCAUUAUGAGGAUUCCCCAGAUGGUGGCUGGGGCUGGAUGGUCGUACUUCACUGCUUCCUGGUGAAUGUGCUGGUGAUGGGGACCCUGAAGACGUUUGGGAUCUUCUUCGUGACAUUCCAGGAUGAGUUCGGAGGGUCGGCAGAGAGUAUCAGCUGGAUCGGCUCGAUCAUGUCUAGCCUGCGGCUCUCUGGAGGUCCCCUGGCCGCUGUAUCGUGUGCGAAGCUGGGGAACAGAGUGACCUCUAUAGCUGGGGCUGUGCUGGUCAGUGUUGGCUUCCUCAUGAGUGUCUUUGCCACCAGUGUGGUAUUCCUAUACAUCAGCAUGGGGCUGAUUGUGGGCCUUGGUUUUGCACUCCUGUACCAAGCCACCUCUGUUGUCACGGCAACAUAUUUCCGUAAGAGGUUAGCGACGGCAUACUCCAUCGGGCGGUCUGGGAUGGGCUUGACCUUCGCCCUCGCCCCCUUCACUCAGCUGCUGCUGGAUCAGUAUGCCUGGCAAGGAGCUCUGCUGAUCCUAGGAGGCCUGAUGUUAAACCUGGUGGCCUCUGGGAUGCUGCUAAGACCCAUCCACAUUAAGCCUGCACCACCCCCUUCCUCAUCCUCAUCUUCAUCCAUCCAAAAAAGCCCUCUGAUAGAUCCAGAGAAGGAGAAGGACCGCCCUAAGAAUGGAUGCUGCUUUAACAGAUCCACAAUGUUAACCAAUGGCAUCACCAAAUCAGACUCUUCUCCUUCCACUCCACAACCCCUGCAUUGGGACAAUGAGACCUCAGAGAAGGUCUCUGCACAUGGGUUGGGUCAGAGCAACUACACCCCCCCACCUCCACCAAACCCUGAACUGACCAAGCUGGUACAAAACCGUGUGAACAGGCACGUUCAGGAGGCAUCCCCUCCCACAGCCACCAUAGACAGCCCCAGCCUCAUGGAACAGAACGGUACCAUUAGCCUAAACGGUUCCGCUGUGUUUGGGUUCUCCUCACCUAAUGGUUCUACCACUGUGGAUGAUCACAUCCCACCGGCUGUGAAAAAUAACAGAGUCCUCGACUUCUCCCUGUUGAAGAACCCCUUCUUCUGCAUCUACACUUGGUCCGUGGUAUUCAGCCAGCUGGCUUACUUCAUCCCCUACUUCCACUUGUCUGCCCGGGCCAGGAACCUGGGUAUAGAUGCCAUGGAUGCUUCCUUCAUCAUCUCUGUGGCAGGUAUCACAGAGACUAUAGCCCAGCUAGGCUCUGGUUGGCUAGCGGAUAAGAACCCGUUCCAUAAGUACCACUACCACAAGGCCUACCUGAUCCUGUGUGGAGUGGUCAACCUGUUUGCCCCGCUGGCUAACACCUACAUCCUGCUCAUGGUUUAUGCUGUCUUCUUUGCCAUCUUCUGUGGCGGUUACAUGGCACUGCUACUGCCUGUCCUGGUGGAUCUGGUAGGACAAGAGAAACUCAACAACUCCAUGGGAUUUUCUAUGUUCUUCGUAGGCCUUGGCUGUCUGACAGGACCUCCUCUCGCAGGUUUCCUGUAUGACUACACCCAGACCUACGACUGCUCCUUCUACCUAGCGGGGGUGUGUUACCUGCUCUCCUCGGUCUCUCUCUUCCUGGAGCCCGUGGCGAGGAGGUGGCAGAGCAGAAAGAGGAGACGCGAGGCCCGCGAUGUAGACACCAGCUGGAAGACUAACGGAUGCUUCUGCCCUGAGCUUCCUGUCCUAAAGAACAGCAACAACAAUGGCGUCGUCUAGAGGGUAGUUUCACCCCAGCUAGCACAUUUGGUUCCUUGGAAGUUCGUAUGCAAAAUAACCAUAGGGCAAUCACCAUGCCUUAACAAUCACUACGGGAGCAGUAUGCUAGCCGGGGGACAUUACCAUACUCUCCUUCGUUAAGCCUGGAAUCAUGUAGAUGGAGGGAGGACUGACUGACUGUCUGACUGAGGAGAAAGCCAAGGAACACCCAACUGACUGUCUGACUGACUGACUGACUGUCUGACUGACUGUCUGACUGACUGAGGAGAAAGCCAAGGAACACCCAACUGACUGUCUGACUGACUGUCUGACUGACUGACUGACUGUCUGACUGUCUGAGGAGAAAGCCAAGGAAUACCCAACUGACUGUCUGACUGACUGACUGACUGUCUGACUGUCUGAGGAGAAAGCCAACGAAUACCCAACUGACUGUCUGACUGACUGUCUGACUGACUGUCUGAGGAGAAAGCCAACGAAUACCCAACUGACUGUCUGACUGACUGUCUGACUGACUGUCUGACUGACUGUCUGACUGACUGUCUGAGGAGAAAGCCAAGGAAUACCCAACUGACUGUCUGACUGACUGACUGACUGACUGUCUGACUGACUGACUGACUGACUGACUGACUGAGGAGAAAGCCAAGGAAUACCCAACUGUCUGACUGACUGACUGACUGACUGACUGAGGAGAAAGCCAAGGAAUACCCAACUGACUGUCUGACUGACUGUCUGACUGACUGUCUGACUGAGGAGAAAGCCAAGGAACACCCAACUGACUGUCUGACUGAGGAGAAAGCCAAGGAACACCCAACUGACUGACUGUCUGACUGACUGUCUGACUGAGGAGAAAGCCAAGGAACACCCAACUGACUGUCUGACUGAGGAGAAAUUAUGACCACAGCAAAGUUACUGUAAUAGCUUAAAAAUGGUUGUAGAUAUAACGAAGACUUUUCCUUCAGUCCAUAAAGAGAGGCAGCAAAUGGAGAAUCCCGUUUUGUAACUGUUUGAAUACGAGACAAAUGUACACUUAUUCUGCUAGGCCACAUGUUAUCCUUCAUGUUCCCAUGGCAUCGCCUGACGCCUGCUACACAAAUCUCAUUGUAGUGUGGACUAAUGUGGCUGGAACACUUGACGUCAUUUUUCUCUCUCCCCGGUAUGAGGAGGAAUUGAACAACACAACAAACUUCUAACACAACCACCAUUGUCUAUUCAAUCACAUCCUAUAUUCAUCAGAAACGGUACACCUCUGUGUUAAAUACAGUAGAACGUACAGUACAACGUACAGUACACCCACGAAUGAGUCUUGGGUUCCGUCCCAAAUGACACUGUAUUCCCUAUAUAGUGCACUACUUUUAACCAGGGCCCACAGGGGUCCCAUAGGGGCUGGUCAAAAGUAGUGCACUAUAUAGGGAAUAUAGGGUGUAUUUUUUUUGGCACGCAGGGCCCUAUACACAGAAAAAUGUUGAGAUCAUGUUAUAUAUGACAUGGGUUACUGUAUGUACCAUAUAGAUGAUGCACCAUAUGUCUGGUAUAUACAGUUCAUUCAGAAAGUAUUCACACCCCUUUGACUUUGUACACAUUUUGUGGAAUUAAAAUAGAUUUUAUUGUCACUUUUUCUUUGUCAAUGAUCAAAUGUGAAAGUCGAAGAAACCCCCACCCCCCACUAAUAUAUCUUGAUUAGAUAAAUAUUCAACCCCCCUUGAGUCAAUACAUGUUAGAAUCACCUUUGGCAACGAUUACAGCUGUGGGUGAUUUUGGGUAAGUCUCUAAGAGCCUUUUUUGCAAAACUUCAAGCUCUGGUUGUUGAUCAUUGCUAGACAGCCAUUUUCAAGUCUUGCCAUAGAUUUUCAAGCUAAUUUAAGUCAAAACUGUAACUUGGCCACUCAGAAAUAUUCAAUGUCGUCUUGGUAAGUAACUACAAAGUAUAUUUGGCCUUGUGUUUUAGGUUGUUGCCCUGCUGAAAGGUGAAUUUGUCUCCCACUGUCUGGUGGAAAGCAGACUGAACCAGGUUUUCCUUUAGGAUAUUGCCUUUGCUUAGCUAUAUUAAAUGUAUUUUUAUCCUAAAAAACUCCACAAGCAUACCCAUAACAUGAUGCAACCACCACCAUGCUUGAAAAUAUGUAGAUUGUAACUCAGUGUUGUGUUGGAUUUGCCCCAAACAUAACACUUUUGUAUUCAGGACAAAAAGUUUAUUUCUUUUUGAAAUAUUUAUAUUCUGUACAGGCUUCCUUCUUUUCACUCUGUCAUUUAGACUAGUAUUGUCGAGUAACCAAAAUGUUGUUGAUCCAUCCUCAGUUUUCUCCUAUCCCAGCUAUUAAACUCUUUUAAAACUCUGUUUUAAAAUGAUCACCAUUGGCCUCAUGGUGAAAUCCCUGUUUCCUUCCUACAGUAUCCGGCAACUGAGUAAGGAAGGACGCCUGCGUCUUUGUAGUGACUGGGUGUAUUGAUACACCAUCCAAAGCACAAUUGAUAACUUCAGCAUGCUUGAAGGGACAUUCAGUGUUUGUCCAUUUAUUUCAUUUUAAUUAUCUACCAAUAGGUGCCCUUCUUUGCGAGGAAAUGGAAAACCUCCCUUGUCUUUGUGGUUCUGUGUUUGAAAUUCCCUGCUUGAAUGAAGGACCUUACAGAUAAUUGUAUGUGUGGGAUACAGAGAUGAGCAAGUCAUAAAAAAAAUCAUGUUAAACACCAUUAUUGCACAGAGUAAUUCCAUGCUACUUAUUAUGUGACUUAUUAAGCAAAUCUUUACUCCUGAACUUAUUUAGGCGUGCCAUAACAAAACGGGUUGAAUACUUAUUCUAAAAACGAAAUUUCACUUUGACAUUAUGGGGUAUUGUGUGUAGAUCAGUGACACAACAUCUCAAUUGAAUCCAUUUUAAAUUCAAGCUGUAACAACAACAAAAUUUGGAAAAAGUCAAAGGGUGUGAAUCCUUUCCAAAGGCAUGUAAGUGUUCCCACCUUGACCAUUUUCUGCCACUGUACCAAACCGUUUAGCCCAUCCCACUAAUCAAAGCCCAAUUUCACAAUACUUCACAAAUGUCUUAAUGAACAAUGUUCACAUAAUAUCACCAAGGGUUGCAGUCAAUCAGACCCAAAACUAAUAUUUUGGGAAUCGUACCGCUGCGCCACGCAAUAUACUGAACGGCUGCGCUACGCAAUAUACUGAACCGGCUGCGCUACGCAAUAUACAACAAUGGACUGCUAGAUAAAUCCACUCAUAGCGGUGCAUUUGGAAAGUAUUCAGACCCCUUCACUUUUUCCACAUUUUGUUACAUUGCAGCCUUAUUAUACAAUUUAUUAAAUUGUUUUCCCCCCUCAUAAAUCUACACACACUACCCCAUAUUGACAAAGCAAAAACAGAUUGAAUUUACCACAGAAUGCACCGGAGCUCAAUUUUGAUAUCUCAUGGUGCA
This is a messenger RNA of Oncorhynchus masou masou (cherry salmon), 5650 nucleotides long. Its product is annotated as monocarboxylate transporter 5-like. Gene Ontology annotation, molecular function: monocarboxylic acid transmembrane transporter activity. The transcript has 10 exons. NCBI's taxonomy places the organism in Eukaryota, Metazoa, Chordata, Actinopteri, Salmoniformes, Salmonidae. The coding region runs from base 402 to 2240 and encodes 612 amino acids. Gene Ontology annotation, cellular component: plasma membrane. Gene Ontology annotation, biological process: monocarboxylic acid transport; transmembrane transport. The record is from RefSeq and is a predicted model, not a curated record.